AUGCCGCGCGGCGGGGGCCUCGCGACGCCGCCGCCGGGGACCUCUUGCUCCGCGCGCCCUCGCCGCGCGUCGUCGCCCACCGCCGGGCAGAUCAUCGCGCGGAAGCGCCAGUGGCGCGAGCACGUCAUCGCGUCCGCGAGCGGGGCGCACGUCAUCGGGCAGUACGUCGGCGUCUCUUGCGCGGGCGGGUCGCUGCUCUGCGUAUUCACGGGCUGGCACAACUUCCACAACUCCGCGCCGUGGAUUCUGUCGUGGCUCCCGCUCGGGACGCUCGCGGCACUGAUGUUCUUGACGAAUCUCGUCGCGAUCGCGCUGCACGCGUCGAAUCGAAGGUUCUACGAGAGGCACUGGGAGAUCGCGUGCGAGACGCUGAAUUUCGUCGGAAGUGCCGCGAGGAACAUGGCCGUGCAUCGCGCGAACCAUCUGUGGAUCAGCAUGCGGCCGUUGACGCUCGCAGCCUCCGUGGUAUGCAUGCGAUUCGAACAGAGGCGACAGCUGAAGUUUUUCAUCUUUCGCAUGUGCCUGGACUCGCUGUGGGAGUUGAGCAAAAAGUGGCAGUUUCGAGCGGGCGGUGAGCUCGCGUUCGCGGACUGGGAACUGACGCUGCGGUACUUUGCGAUGAAAGUGUUCGCCGGGUGUUCGCUGCACGCGUGGCUGGAGCGGCGAGACCUGAAGAGAUUCCUACUGAUUCACUACGAGACGGACAUGGCGAUGCUGAUGGAACUUCGCGCGGCGGAGACGCUGGAGACGUCGCCAGAGCCGGAGACGCCGCCGAGGCCCGGAAGUGACGUCCGCGGCGGGAGGCGGCGGGGGAGUCCUGGCGGCGACGCGAGUCCGACGCACGCGCGCGGGCGAUCCGUGAACAACGAUCAGAACUGGGAGGAUAAUUCGCCGCGGCGGUCGCCGCGGCGAGGGGAAGGAGGAGACCGAUGGUUGCGGCAGCGCGUGCGGACGUGGCUCAGCGAAUCCAGUCUGCCGCCGCAUUACGAUUAA
Messenger RNA from Micromonas pusilla CCMP1545, 993 nucleotides. RefSeq lists its product as uncharacterized. Lineage: Eukaryota; Viridiplantae; Chlorophyta; Mamiellophyceae; Mamiellales; Mamiellaceae. The record is from RefSeq and is a predicted model, not a curated record. The transcript has a single exon. The coding region runs from base 1 to 993 and encodes 330 amino acids.